Messenger RNA from Cutaneotrichosporon oleaginosum, 723 nucleotides. RefSeq lists its product as uncharacterized. Lineage: Eukaryota; Fungi; Basidiomycota; Tremellomycetes; Trichosporonales; Trichosporonaceae. The record is from RefSeq and is a predicted model, not a curated record.
GCCAUAUCGCCAUGGCAUCGCACAGACAGAUUAGUUGUUUGUAAAAUGACUUGCGCACGGGCCUUGGUGCGCAUCGCUCAAACAUCCCACAACAUCACAUCUCAUCAUCUCAUCAUCUCCACUCCUCACCUCUCCCAUUCACCUUUGCUCUCCACCCCUCCAACACCCCUCACCACCCCCAUGAAGGCCUUCUCCGCCCACUUCAGCAAGAAGCGCAAGCGCGCGCACGAGGCCAAGUCGUCCGUCCCCCCGAGCGACCCAACCGCCACGCCCCAAGCAGGCCCGGUCCACGCCCCCACAUCAGACGGCACGCUGAUCACCCCGAGCCCCCUCCGCGUCGCCCUCGGCUACUCGGAUGCGCAAGAGUACGCGUACGACGACGUAGAGGAGCUUGAGGACGAAGAGUAUGAAGAGCACGCGUAUGCCCACGCGCGAGAGCACGCGCGCUCCGCGACCCCCGAGACACCACCGCUCAUGGAGAACGAGCUGGAGGACGAUGACGAAGACCUUCUCGCCCGCCUCCUCCGGCGCGAGCGUGAGUACACCCGCCUGCAGGUGUACUAUGAGGAGCUGCACAGGCGAUACGCGGACAGCAAGGAGCAGAUCGCACAUCUCAACCGACAGGUGGACGCGCUGGGGGCGCGCGUCGAGCGCAAAGAGCGGCGUAUCCGCUUGCUGAAGGUUCUGGCGAUUCGGCGGUAGUUGUAGUGUUGUAACUUGCAC